AUGAUACAGAGUGUGGAAUAUGUUGAAAAGGGAUAUAUAUUUGAAAAGCCACAAGAAUAUGACAAAGAGGAAGAACAGGCUUUGCAAGAAGCAGUUCCACAGCUGGCACACGGUUUCAGGUCCAGCCUACAACCAACGCAGAAGCCCAAAAAGAAGCUGGAGUCCAGCUUCAAGGCCAAGUUUAAAAAGAUCAACCAAGCUAAUGGACUGGUGUAUGAAUAUCUCAAUACCCUUUACUGUCCCCUGCAGAACAGGUUACAGGGAGAGUCAGACAGCUGUUACGAUGAGGUUCAGCUCCAUGGGCUCACAGAUGUGGGGAGACCACAGUAUGUUGACUUCUUUGACAGGAGUAGUGAAUUCUGUGACAGAGAAGAAAACCUGCAAGAUGGAGACAGAGAGGAGCAGAAACCUUUGCUAAGAACAGCUGCACAGCCUUCCCAGUACCUCUGGAUCGAUGCAUGUCAAGGGAAGGAGACCCACUUUACCAAACCCGUCUCAACACCAGACCAUUUAACACAAGAGCCACCCAUUCAUGAGCAAGAUAGACAGCGCCAAACAUGCUUUCCACAAAUGGCUUUGCAGGCUGGCCUCCAGAUGUGUCCCAGAGAAACUAAGGAACUCCUGAAGACCAGCAGACUAGAAGAUGGUAUAAUAGCUCCCAUGGGUCUGGAGAUUCUACCUCCUGAGACAGGGAACACAUCACUUGAGAAACCUUUAAACACUACCCCAGAGCGUGGCUUGCCAUCUGGUGGAAAUCUUGAAAGGGAACCAGAAGCUUAUCUUGUGGGAAAAAAUUCAGAAUUGGCCCCGAAUUUGCAAGUGACAUUCCUGCAGUCUUCUGAUUCUGCUGAGCCCUUGGUUUCUAAAUCUAAAAGAAAGAAAAUCACAUUAAAAUUAGCAAGGAAGCAAAAAACAAUGAAUUGUAGGCAUAGAACCAUGAGGGAACAAAAGCCAUCGUCAAUUUUGCAUGUGCUUAAUGGCCUGCAGAACAAGGAACUGCAAUGCAGCCUUAAAGCAAAGAUGAAAAGCCUACAGCAAAAUGAGAGUACAGCAGCUGCAUUUUUGGAUAUCAUUCACUUCAAAGUACCAAGGUUAAAUGUGGAGAGAGAGAUGCUGAGGAUAACAAGACCUAGUCAUAUGCAGCUAAUGCAAGAGAAAUCACCAAAUGGAAGGGAAGUAUGUCGCCCAGAUUCUCUUGAUAGGAGUAGUUUAUGUAACCAUGUGAAAGAUGAGAAGGAGGAGCCAGGGGAACAGGAAGAUUUCCCAGCUCCAGAGAACAGCCAAGGCUUCAUAUUCAGUGUGUAUCAGAAGAAGGAUCAUGCCUUUGUCAAAUCAGAUGAGGAACCGGAAGAGGCAGGAAGUACAGACAUGCAGGCACAACCACCAACACACUGUACACAGACUCUUCUGAGUUCUGCUCCAUGCCCUGCAUUGGCUCAAUUUCAGUUUGGAAAGCUAGAUAGCUCUGCUAGGUUUUCACCUCCAAUGUCAGGAGAAGCAAACUUUGAUGAAAAAGUAUUUUCUGCAAGAGAAUGUGGUGUCCCCUCUGGUGUAAACCAUCAGGAGGGACGCGCUAGUGACAUUGAAAAGAGAGAGAGGGUGACUUUAGAUCUCUGCUCGGCUGCUUUAUCUGUAUCCAAAAGCAAGAGAAACUUCAAACACCAUGCAAACAUGAAAAUCUUCAUGAAUCCCAAACGUGGAAUUUUGAAAGCAAAGAAACCGUCAAUAUCAUACAUGCUCAAUAUCAAGGGCGGUGCCGGCCCAAACCAUAGAAAAGAACUGGGAUGUGACUGGACAACCAAAAUGAAAGGGGAAGACCAAAGGGGAAAAACGGAAGACGGCAUGUACUCCCUCCGGAAUUUCAUGCCUGAUGCUCACAGGUAUAGCAAGAGAGAAAGAGAAAUGGACAUGUUGGGAGAAAAAAGACUCAGUUCUAAACAAGUAAAGCAAGAGAUAUCACCAGAGGAAGGGACUGUGACUUCAGAUGACACCGAAGAAACCAAUCUUGAAGAUGAGGACGAAGAAGAAAGGGAGCAGGAGAUGUUAUUAAACGUAAUCCCCCAGCACAGCCAACAUUUUAUCUUCUGUUCGGGCCAGGCCGAGGAGCUCACCCUUCACACAUCCAAAAACAAAGGAAGUGGGAAGAUUCUGUUUGUUAUAGAACAAGACAUCCCACCACAGACGCAGCCUGCAGAUCCAGUGCAGGCAGGGGAGCCCAAGAGAAGCCACCAGUCCGAAACUGGCACCACGCGUACGGCGAGUUCAGACUUUCCUCUUCUGACGUCAAAGGAAUCACGAAUGGGUCGUGUUUCAAUGGAUACAGUGAGACCCAGUGUCCCAAGGCGUGGGAGCCACACAGGGGAACUGUACCAUCCCCGUCAGAGUCACGAGGGGAAGGCAGCGGUUCCAAAAGAUCUACAAGCAACUGUCCUGGAGUCUUUGGAUGUCUCCGCUCCCGAUCUAUCUGGAUCUAAAAGGCAGAGAAAGACAUUUACGUGUAGAGCCUUUAAAAAGACGGGGAUGCCCUGGAAGACAACCUUCAGUCGUGAGCUGCCACAGCAAGAACAGUCGUCAGGUGGUGAGAGAACCUGGUGUGACGGUUCCACGGGUGAGGAGGGCAGGGCCUCAAGCCUCGGGGAGGAAAUCAGAGGCCACAGUGGAGAAGCAGGCCCACGAAAUUCUCAGCAGUUCACUGUCCACGCUCGAUAUGGAAGCCAAAGCAACAAAGAGGACACGAGACGUUACAUCCAGAAACAGAAGGGGAUCCGACAAGCUCAAGCUGAGGCCGAGUUGGUUCUGAACACUAUUUGUGACUAUGGACUUAUUCCAUCUAAAAUUAGAGAGUUGGUGGAAAGGAAGAGGGAAAAAGGCAAGCCACCAAAGCUGGUACACAGCCCUCCACCGCCCACGCUGGAGAAAUCCCUCAGCCAAAGACAGAUGGCAUUUUCACAGUCCAUGCGUAAGAGUGCUAUAUCAAGAAAUAGUAAAACACUGAGACGACAGUAG
Phacochoerus africanus (Common warthog) is the source of this 3006-nucleotide messenger RNA. RefSeq names its product leucine-rich repeat transmembrane protein CCDC168-like. The record is from RefSeq and is a predicted model, not a curated record. The transcript has 5 exons. NCBI's taxonomy places the organism in Eukaryota, Metazoa, Chordata, Mammalia, Artiodactyla, Suidae. Bases 1 to 3006 code for a protein of 1001 amino acids.